Molecule: messenger RNA, 6472 nt
Organism: Coregonus sp. 'balchen'
Lineage: Eukaryota; Metazoa; Chordata; Actinopteri; Salmoniformes; Salmonidae
Source: the annotation of a GenBank genome assembly
AUGGUGGCCCUGUCACUCAAGAUAUGUGUCCGCCAGUGCAAUGUGGUGAAGACCAUGCAGUUUGAGCCCUCCACUCCAGUGUAUGACGCCUGCAGGAUCAUCAGGGAGAGGGUUCCGGAAGCCCAGACUGGCCAAGGUGAGAGAUGCCUAAAAAUUGGGGCAUAUGUCUGUAAAUGGGGCCUCUUUGAAUGUCAGAAAUCUUCACUUGCAUGAGGCUCAGUUGCACUAAGAGAAAAAAUAAAUGUGAAAACUACAUACAGUGAGGGAAAAAAGUAUUUGAUCCCCUGCUGAUUUUGUACGUAUGUCAAUAAUGUUAUAAAUUGAUUUGCAUUUUAAUGAGGGAAAUAAGUAUUUGACCCCCUCUCAAUCAGAAAGAUUUGUGGCUACCAGGUGUCUUUUAUACAGGUAACGAGCUGAGAUCAGGAGCACACUCUUAAAGGGAGUGCUCCUAAUCUCAGCUUGUUACUUGUAUAAAAGACACCUGUCCACAGCUUGGUGAGAAGGUGACAACAGUUGGUGCGAUUAUUCGCAAAUGGAAGAAACACAAAGAACUGUCAAUCUCCCUCGGCCUGGGGCUCCAUGCAAGAUCUCACCUCGUGGAGUUGCAAUGAUCAUGAGAACGGUGAGGAAUCAACCCAGAACUACACGGGAGGAUCUUGUCAAUGAUCUCAAGGCAGCUGGGACCAUAGUCACCCAAAAAACAAUUGGUAACACACUACGCCGUGAAGGACUGAAAUCCUGCAGCGCCCGCAAGGUCCCCCUGCUCAAGAAAGCACAUAUACAGGCCCAUCUGAAGUUUGCCAAUGAACAUCUGAAUGAUUCAGAGGAGAACUGGGUGAAAGUGUUGUGGUCAGAUGAGACCAAAAUGGAGCUCUUUCGCAUCAACUCAACUCGCCGUGUUUGGAGGAGGAGGAAUGCUGCCUAUGACCCCAAGAACACCAUCCCCACCAUCAAACAUGGAGGUGGAAACAUUAUGCUUUGUGGGUGUUUUUCUGCUAAGGGGACAGGACAACUUCACCGCAUCAAGGGGACGAUGGACGGGGCCAUGUACCGUCAAAUCUUGGGUGAGAACCUCCAGGGCAUUGAAAAUGUGUCGUGGAUGGGUAUUCCAGCAUGACAAUGACCCAAAACACACGGCCAAGGCAACAAAUGAGUGGCUCAAGAAGAACCACAUUAAAGUCCUAGAGUGGCCUAGCCAGUCUCCAGACCUUAAUCCCAUAGAAAAUAUGUGGAGGGAGCUGAAGGUUCGAGUUGCCAAACGUCAGCCUCGAAACCUUAAUGACUUGGAGAAGAUCUGCAAAGAGGAGUUGAACAAAAUCCCUCCUGAGAUGUGUGCAAACCUGGUGGCCAACUACAAGAAACGUCUGACCUCUGUGAUUGCCAACAAGGGUUUUGCCACCAAGUACUAAAUCAUGUUUUGCAGAGGGGUCAAAUACUUAUUUCCCAGCUCGUUACCUGUAUAAAAGACACCUGGGAGCCAGAAAUCUUUCUGAUUGAGAGGGGGUCAAAUACUUAUUUCCCUCAUUAAAAUGCAAAUCAAUUUCUAACAUUUUUGACAUGCGUUUUUCUGGAUUUUUGUUGUUGUUAUUCUGUCUCUCACUGUUCAAAUAAACCUACCAUUAAAAUUAUAGACUGAUCAUGUCUUUGUCAGUGGGCAAACGUACAAAAUCAGCAGGGGAUCAAAUACUUUUUUCCCUCACUGUAAUUACUUGUGUAAGUCGCUCUGUACUGAAUGCUGUAGUCAUAUCUGCUAAAAAAAAUGUCUAAAUUGUAAUGUAAAACAAGGCAUUAGAGUGUCUGAUCUCCAGUUCUGUUUCAGAGUGCAUGAAAAUGAUACAAACGGUUCAGAGCUGUUUAAGCAGGAGAUAAAACCCCAUGUCACGCACAGCAUGGCUUUCUGACUACAGAAAGACAGGAAACAGUUUCAAAGCCUUACAGUCUAUGCUCUCUGUCUGAGGAGACUGGUUCGAUCUGGGUCUGUGGGCGGUGUUCCUCCCUUGCGGAGGUGUCAGUUAGGCAGGCUGGAGAGGCUCUCUGUGGUGUUAGAUAGUCAGGCUGGAGAGGCUUUUUAAGCUGUGAGCUCUCAUUAGGCUUUAGAACAGAUGUAUAUCAGCUAGAGAGUCUGAUGUGCAGCCAUGAUACCCUUCUUUCCCAACUGAAUGUCAUUAUAUGGAUUAUUCAUAGGAAUGUCAAUGAGAUCAGAAUAAGAGGCAUCCUCUGCAUCAUGAAACAGUAUCUACAUGAGAUGCAGUCAAAACAUUGUUUUGUCAAAAUAGACAGUAGUAUCUUUCAUUUGGACAGCCAGCAACAUGUGUACUCUUUGGUGGCUCAUACUAUUUAAACAGUCAAUCAAGCAACUGUUCCCAUUAUUUCUCUAAUAUACGUAAGUUCUCUCUGUGUCUCUGUUUCAGCCUCUGAUUACGGCCUGUUUCUCUCUGAUGAUGAUCCCAGAAAAGGAAUCUGGUUGGAGUCUGGGAGGACUCUGGAUUACUACAUGCUCCGGAACGGGGUAAAGCCCAAUCAUAGAGCCCAAUCAGACCCCUGGACCACACCUCACUCAGUUCUAUUUAAAUCUGAAGCAGUGUUGAGAAGUCUGUGGAAGAUCUGACUUAGAUUUUCUACUUACAUACAGAUGUUUAGGUGUUCUCUUCUUGGUUUAUGUCACAUUCCAUCAAAGGUAAUGCGUCUGAUUCCUCUCUCCCCUUGUUUCUCAGGAUGUCUUGGAGUACAAAAAGAAACAGAGGCCCCAGAAGAUCAAGAUGCUGGACGGGGCAGUUAAAACUAUCAUGGUGGAUGACUCUAAAACCGUGGGAGAGCUGCUUGUUACCAUAUGCAGUAGAAUAGGUGGGUAACCUCUCUCCAACUGGACGAGACCCAGUCAACCACUAGCCUUAAAUUAUUAAACAUGGUCCUAUUUUUAGCUCACUGUUACAGCAUCUGCCUUACAGUAUGGAUGCACAUCCCCUACCUUUCAGAACAUGACAAUUAGCUAUGGUACUGGCAUAGUCCAGGUUUUAUAUCAUUUAGAUAUGUUUGAUGGUGUAAAACGUAUUUUUCCCCUCUGUUGAAAUUAUGGGUGGUAAUUGUGAAGCCAUAGACUGUACUGUCCUCUCCUCUCAUGGAGGUGUUCCUUCCCACAGCCAUAUAUUUCAAUUACGCUGGGCUGCGUGUGCCCAAACUCAAUUGGGUGAGGAGAAGAGAGACGUCUGUUUGAUCUAUUUAUUGGCUGGUGUUUGUUUAGAGAGGGCUUUCUGCUUGGCUUCUCCUCUUAUGAAUUCCCACUUUAGUUUUCUGGCUGCUCUCCAGUUUCCCCCACUCUUUUUUCUGGGCAGAGGGAGGUAGAGAGGGAGGACGGAAGAGGCAGGGGAUGGUGCUCUGAUAUGGCACAGCUCAAAGUGCUGGCUCUAUGCUCUAGACUGCUCCCUCUCUGAGAGUUUCCUGGCUGUGUCUCCUUUCAGGAAUCACCAACUACGAGGAGUACUCCCUGCUCCAGGAGGGGGUGGAGGAGAAGAAGGAGGAUGGUCAUGGGACAGGCACCCUGAAGAAGGACAGGACUCUGCUCCGAGACGAGAGGAAGAUGGAGAAGCUCAAAGCCAAACUCCACACAGACGAUGACUGUGAGUUUGAAGAGCACUUCCAAAAGAACCCAAAAUGUGUUGUUAAUAGUCCAGUAUUACAUGCUCCCAGUCAACCUCCCUAGCUAUCUCUCAUUAAUAAAUACAUGUAAGUCCAGUAUCAUCUCAUUUUAACAUGUGCUUUAUAGUACUGUAUCAAUGUUUAAUUAAAUUCAAAUUUUUAUCUUACCACCAUGUGACAGAAACAGGGACGUCACCAGGACCUGGCUUUCGGGGCUAUAGCCCCGAAUGAUUUUGGGUCAGCCCUGAAUCUUUUGCACUGCUGUGAUGGUGUAAAAAAAAAAGAAUUGUCAACUGAAUGAGCCGCUUAGUUCAUAAAGCUGUGAUUAGGUGAAACUCCUGAAGUCAUCCAAUUGUUAUAAUAAGGGGUGUAUAGUGCUUGCAACAGAGUGACUAUGUCUCGCAACAUCACUUAAUGAUUAAUUAGUGUUCUACAUAACAAACCGAAUAUAAUAGCAUAGAUAAUGUUAGGCUACUGUUAGACCAAAAGCAACACGUCAUUUCUUAUGACAAUAAGAUGAUUGUGCUGAAAUGUUGCUUUUUCUUUCUCAUGAGGACAGAACUCAACAGUACACGCCAUAUGCUUUGAUUGAAACAAAAUACAGGUGGCUGUGUUUAACUCCAUCUGCUCUAGAAUUUGAUUAAACAUUAGUUAGGCUACUUAGCCUACAUCAUUCAAGAAGAUCGAAAUGCAUUUUCCCAUGAUACUGAUUGGGAUCAAAUAGUUGGCAUGCAUGCAGCAUGGACGUUUCGCCUGUAAAAUGUGAAUAAUUAUCAUUCACAAUUGUCAGUGAUGAUUGCCUAAUUUAUAAUAAGGUAGGCCUUAUUUGAUGUUUUAGGAUUUAAAAAAAUAGAACAUUUUCAUUGACCCACUUCUGUGUAGGCAUAGGCAAUUGUGCAAUUUGAAUGACGCAUUGUAUGUAUAUUCUAAAAUGAUUUUACACAAUAGGCUACAUGUUGGUACCAACUUUCAUGACGUAAUAAUAAUAAAAAAGUGUGCUCCGGUAGGCUACCUAACAAAAUUGCACUACACCACUGGUUAUAAUACAUGAAAAGCAAUUGCCAUGUGUGGUCAACUGAUAAUUCCAGCACCGUUUUGAUUGGGACAGCAUCAUUGCGCUGCUUUGAGAAAAGUAUGGGAACUCAUCUUGAUAAAUCAAUCAAUGUCCGAUAAUUUUUUUCACUGAAUCUUCGUUUGGAUAUUUGUUUACAAUUAGGCUGGGAAGUGUUAGCUAAGUUGAUGUGAGUUCUCAUGAUCAUUAGUCUAGCAAUUGAAAGCAAUGCAGAUCUUCUCCACACACACAUUAGGCCAAUAGCCUACCUGAUGAGCUUCCCUGAUGUUUUCCUGAACUUUUCAAUAAUCUUCUGAUGCAUUUCAGUCACAGCCUACUGAUCCAAAUGCACAUUUUUACACUUUUCCCAUAAGCUAUUUAAGUCAUUGACAUAUUUUCUUAUUGGUUAAAAGGGUAAUAAGGCCUACAUUGUUUCAAUAACAGUUUAGCUGAAACCACUAUUAGCUUCAUUGACUUACUGAAUUUAUUAUUUUGUAAUUGUAGGGUAGGCUACUUUCUGAUACAUUAUUUUAAAUAUUAUUGUACCAGUAGGCCUACCUACACAAUAACCUCAUAUGGGGUUACUGACCACAAUCCAUUGAAUUAUUAAUAAGAAGUGUUGAUUAUUUGGCCUUGGGGAGAGCAGAGUGCAUGGAAGAAAACCUAGCGCCGCAGAAAUAAAGGAAAUCAUUGAAAAUACUACACCAGAGAGCAUCAUUUAGCCACAGAAGAUCAAUAGCUUCUUUAAAAAAAUUGCUGUAGAUUGAGUUUUGUCACAUUAUGAGCGCGUAAGCCUACAGUCGGGAAUCCCGCAAUUGGGCAGCCCGCGCCGCAAAUAUCAAACAGCUGAUUGUCGAGUUAUGGCUGUCAAUGUGGAUGUCAAUGAACAGCAGGCAGCAGCUAAAAGGUAUUUUGCAAUAUUUCAAAAUACAAUUGAAGGAAAAACUGUUUGGAUAAAUGAGUGCCACUGGAAAGUUGCUGGACUAUAAUUUCCUCAUAUUGUAGGUCUAAGAUCUGUGUAUCCACUCUUUUCAUUGGCCUAUGCUAUUUGUUGCAUUUAAGACAUGGGUCGUUAAUUUUAUUGAUCUCAGUAUGUCAAUAUCAGAGUAGCUUGUCAUUUUGUGUGGUGUAUAUAUAUAUAUUUUUGUAUUAUCAGUCAUGUAAAAUUAAUGUAGAAUUGCAGGAAAUGAUUUUAGAAAAGGCCAUUUCUUUCUCGGACCGGCAAACCCCUUAGCCCCUGGUCUUCAGGACUGAGCCGUGAAUGUUAUGAAACUCCCUGGACAGACAUUUUAUUCUGAAAAGUUUUAAUUCAUAAAUCAUCUUCAAACUGUCACAAAAUCUAUCUUUAGCAGAACAGUAUGCAAAUUACUGCCCUCAUGUUCAGUCGAGAACUUCACUUGGUCAUGAUUAAUUAGUUUGUUUUUAGACAUAAAAAAGUAAAACAGACUUUUUGUCUGUUCUGUCAUUAUUUAUUAUCUAGACCUAUCUGCUUAUUUGACUGUCAGCAUGCCCAAUCCCAGUAGCAGAAGUGUAUGUUUCUCUGUAUACGUACGUGAGUGUGUUUUUCUUUUUCUGUUGCCAGUGAACUGGCUGGACCACAGCCGGACAUUCAGAGAGCAGGGGGUGGAGGAGAGUGAGAUGCUGCUGCUCAGACGCAAGUUCUUCUACUCCGACCAGAAUGUGGACUCACGAGACCCUGUCCAGCUCAACCUCCUCUAUGUACAGGUCAGACCUCUUUUUCUCACCAUGCUCAUUGCUGCCCAGCAUAGAGUAAUACAGCUGUAG